Syzygium oleosum is the source of this 1314-nucleotide messenger RNA. RefSeq names its product chloroplast envelope quinone oxidoreductase homolog. The record is from RefSeq and is a predicted model, not a curated record. The transcript is spliced from 4 exons. Lineage: Eukaryota; Viridiplantae; Streptophyta; Magnoliopsida; Myrtales; Myrtaceae. Gene Ontology annotation, molecular function: oxidoreductase activity. The coding region runs from base 25 to 1119 and encodes 364 amino acids.
CUAACGAUACCAUGAAGUAAAGCUAUGGGAUUUUCGUCGGAACUGCUCUCACUCGUGGAAUCACAUUCGGCGCGAUUUUCAGGAAAGCAACCGAUGACGGUUCUUCAAAGCGUUCUGCUAUUGCAAGUGGCGGAGGAGAAGCUAAUGCGCGCGGUUCGGUACGAUUCUUACGGCGGAGGAGCCGCCGGUCUGAAGCAUGUAAAAGUACCGGUUCCUGAGCCAAAGAAUGAUAAGGUUCUGCUGAAAUUGGAAGCGGUUACUAUAAAUCCCGUCGAUUGGAAAAUACAGAGCGGAAUGCUAAGACCCUUUCUUCCUCCGAAGUUCCCUUACAUACCUGCCUGCGAUGUCGCAGGAGAGGUGGUUGAGGUUGGUCCAGGAGUCGAGAAUUUUAAAGCUGGCGACAAAGUCGUAGCCUACCUCAGUAUUAGUAACGGUGGUGGAUUUGCCGAGUUUGCCGUCGCGAAUGAGAGUCUAACAGUGGCAAGACCACCUGAAGUAUCCGCACCAGAAGGGGCAGGGUUGCCUGUAGCUGGCCUCACUGCUCUCCAGGCCCUCACCCAAGCUGCUGGGGUAAAGCUCGACGGGAGCGGGCCACUGAAGAAUAUCCUGAUCACUGCUGCCUCAGGCGGCGUCGGCCACUUUGCAGUUCAACUCGCGAAGCUAGGAAACACACACGUGACUGCAACUUGUGGGGCUCGCAACAUUGACUUCGUCAGGAGCCUCGGCGCUGAUGAGGUCCUCGACUACAAGACCGCAGAGGGAGCUGUCUUGAAGAGCCCAUCCAGCAAGAAGUACGACUUCGUGGUCCACUGCGCGCACGCUUUCCCUUGGUCAGUUUUCGAGCCGAAUUUGAGCGAAUGCGGCAAAGUGAUAGAUCUCACCCCGGGCAUCAGCACAAUGACGACUUUCGCUCUCAAGAAACUCACCUUCUCGAAGAAGCACCUCGAGCCAUUUCUGUUAAUACCCAAGGGCGAGAACCUGGAAUUCCUGGUGAAGUUGGCUAAGGAAGGGAAGAUCAAGACCGCCAUCGACUCGAAGUAUCCGCUGAACAAAGCUGAGGAUGCUUGGGCAAAGUCGAUAAGCGGUCACGCCACUGGUAAGAUAAUUGUAGAGCCAUAGGGACUAAUUGCUGGUGCUUUCUGGGCGUGUUGUCUAUGAUAGUGAUUUGCUUCUUGCUGGGAAUGUUAUUGAACAUUGUGUUCAUUUUCUUUCACUUUAGACAGAUUUCUGGAAAGCGUAAUAUCACUUUGAACGGAGCGAUUUUACAUUACAAUGAAAUGCUUAUGAAUGUGUUCUCUUUGAAUCUUUGUCUUC